UGCAAAUAUUCUUACCAUUCUUGCAAAGUCGUAACAUUUAUGUAAAAUGUAUUAUAAAUUGAGAAUAUUGUGGAUUUACCAAAGUUCGUGAGCAUCAGAGUCGUGGAAUUGUCAAGUACGUAUGUAGCGACUUCGUAGUCGUGGUUUGGACAAUCAUCGAAAAUUGGUAACGAACAAAAAGUGAUAAAACCACAGUACUACCUAUGACGAAUGUAUCAAAAACAAUAGAUCGAAAACUGUACUACAUGAAUCUAUGACGAAUGUAUAAAAAACAAAGACUAUUCCUAGAUCGAAAACUACUACAAGAAUCUAUGCCGAAUGUAUCAAAAAAAAAAAACUAUUUCCAGAUCCAAACAACUUUAAAAAGAGGCUCCCUAUUUCCCUUACUUGUUCUCACAGAGCACAGAUAAGUCAUUUUGAUAUUCGACAAUUUCAACACAAAUGCACUGAAUGUAGUAACCCGAUAGUUAAAUUCAGUUUACCCCAGUGGUGUUGUCUAGCUAUUCAUAUUUAUUUGAUAGGAGAUUCCUGCACUACUACUUGACGACAAAAGCCGUUAAAGAUGAACUGUUAAGUGCUGUCUACGUCUAGAACAUUUAGUUCAAGAUCGAGACGUUCGAUCGAGUAUACACAGCAGACACAACAAACAUUAAAACGAAAAUAGGAGAUAGGGUGAAUUUUCUGGGAAUUUGGAACAUAGUAAUGGUUUACUAACCUUUCUGCGUCAUAGCUUGUGCAGUUGUCUGUGCUGCUUUUAUCAAUUAAGGGGUGCACGUAAUCACUAAAGACUUCGAUUCUCAGCCACUAAGUGAUUUACAAUGUAUAAAUUAUUUUGACAUUGGAGAAAACGAUCUGGUGUAAGUUUGAAUUGUUUUGUCUUGGGAAGAAAAUUGUAUUUGUACAUGUCAUUUGCGCCGACGCGAAUUUACGCUCUACAUCGACGUAUCGCUAAAUUAAGGGUCACGAAAUACAUCUAUACGGAUGGUACAGUGUCGUUUGAACGUUGACUCUUUGGAUAAUUUUAAGAAUAUACAAAAUUGAUGAAAAUUGAGCUGUCUUGAAUUUUAGUGAUUUAACAGCAUGUGUUUGUAAGAUUUGGUAUAUUUUAAUUUAGAAAAGGAUUAAUUUAGUGUAACCCCCCCCCCCAACCCAUUAGUCCGGAUUUGGUUUUUAUCUUUACAAUAAGCUCACCCAUAAUCGUUCUAGUUUGUCACCUAAGGCUGAAUAAAUGUAAUUGAUUGUUUUGUCAAUGCCUUAGACGUAAACUUUUGAUAGACCUCUUACAACGAUGUACUAUCAUGAUGCAUGUACUGUUUAUAUUUCAUAAUUUUAUAAUGGUAUGUAUCCUGUCUUAAUUACUUAUAACCCCCUACUUCAUAUACAUUUAUUUCACAAGACUUUUAUUUUUGGCAACAAUAAAACUAGUCACUGAUGCAUGGUACAUGGAUUUGAAUUAUAAAUAUGGAAAUGCGGAUAUAGUAUUGGAUGUGUGUCGUUAAAACAAUUAGUAACUGUUUCAUCGUCGGACGGUCGGCGUUAAAUUUGAAAGUCAUGGGUCUUUAAGGAGGUAUGCUACACCAGGGAAAUUUGACAUGGCUGAAAAGUGGGGAAUAUGUAAAACAAUAUUUUGAAAUUGAAAACUUUCAAAUUUACUUUAUUUAGUCAAAAAAUGCAGUUUUAGUAGAAAGCAAUCUGAAAAAAAAAUUCAAUUUUUUUUUACGGAUACGACCUUCAAAAUGGAGGUGUCUUGUUGCAGUAGGUGUUGCAUGUUAAAGAAUCAGACCGGUUCCUGAAAACAGUGAGCAUGAAGCAGGAAUGCACAAUUUCUGGAUUUUAAUUGCUGUUGGUAAUUAAUAGACUACUAGUAUAUAAUGAGAAAUGUGUGUAUAUUACGAUGGAAAGGAUAAAUGGUAUUUUAUUGGUGCGUGUCAACGUUGAGCAAUGAUAUAUUCCUGUAGGCCAUGUUUUUUGUUUUCGUCGCACAUGUGCUUCCGUCUAGUAGCGCAGAAUGAAUGAUCAUUGUCCUUGGAAUAAAAUCGACCACGGCGAGGAUAGCUCUGUAGACCUAUAUAUAAAGAACGGACGUGCAGUUUAAGUCCAUUAUUGAAGGAAAAUAUACACAUACAUGUAAUUAUGUCAGAUAUACAAAGGUGUUGAAACUGCGAAAUAAAAAAAAGUUAAAGUGUGGUGUUAUGGGGAUUCGAACCAUGGCCAAACUGCCAGCGGUGCAACUGACUGAGCUAUUCUAAGCAAAAGUAUUACUAUUGUAAAGGUUCCCCUAAAUAUUUGUCGGUUUUUCGUGAAUUUCGACCCCAAGGCAAGGGUGUCCCUAGACAUACUAUUGUAAAUUGUUCCUAAGAUUGUAACCUAUCAAAAUAUCAAAACAAAUCUUAGGAGCAAGCCAGUCUUGAAGGACUUCAAAGCCAAAAUUCAUGUCAAAAUCGGUGCUUAAAUGGGGAAAAAGCUGUUACGGCCAACUUUGAAGAUUACUUUAAACAUUGUUGACAAUAACUUAUAGGUUCGAAAUGAAAAUAUGAAAAAGUCAUUUAUAUGUACGACAGAAAAUAAUUAAACUUAUUUAACAAUGUGAGUUUUCCCGGAAAAAUUAUUCUCCCCUACAGGUCUUUUCUUUAGUUACCCUGAAUAUUGAUCCUUUGUUAAUUUACUCCGAAUUGAUCCUUUCUUAAUUUUUUGCAUGUUUUAAAAAACUACAAUCAUCACACACAUGUUUACACGACUACCAAAUAAUUUGGGACAAGGAAAGACGCUGCUGCAAUAAAUCAAAAGAUUAUAAACACGAAAACAGACAGGCAACCAUUUAUUUUUAAUCUAAUGAAACUUUCAAUCCUACACUAUUUUCUAAGAGUAAAUAUAUGUAAUUUUCCUCCACUCAACGGUGAUAAGAAAUUAUGCUGACAGAGUUUGUUUUUUUUGAUAUAUCUAUUGAUUUUGUAAUUCAUUUGCAGCACCAUUCUAGGUGCACCAGUCGCCCCCGUCACCGACCGCCAAGGUCAUAUUUAUCGGUGUUAUUUUCCCCCAUAACAAAACCAGACAAACCAAUACAUCUUCAUUGACUAAUCCUGCUGAGGCGUGGAUAGGCGGAACAUUUCAUUAAUGACCUUUAACCUUUCAUUCGUACGUGUGGUAGAAUAAAGGCGCGGUAAUUAUAACGCUAUUUCACUUUGCGAUUUGAGCUGCAGUAUUGUACGCGAACCAUGUGUCCAUCAUUGACAGGCACAUCAUAAUUUACACGACAGAGUGAAAAGUGACAUUUUGUUUUCCAAACUUGACUGUGGAUCCACUGGUACAGGUGUGCUCUGUCAUUUGAAAAUUUACAUUGACUAUCAGUUCGUUUUGGAAAUAGAAAUAUCAAUAGACAAAUUCCUGGUACUCUGUAUUGAGUAAUGAUGUGCUGUUCAAGACUUUGUAAGUUUUUGGUUGUCGUGAUUGUGAGUUGUGUGACAAUGCACCAGUUUGUGACUGGAAGUACCACUGAACUUCCACGGGAUUCGGAUACUACGACUAUGUUCUCUUUUCUAACAAGAGACCAUAUUUCUAGAAUGCACCAAAGAUCACGUGCUUACAGGAGACAGGAGAUCCGGAACAAAGUCCUGGAGUUCUUCGGCUGGACCUCAGUUCCCCAGAUUCGUCCCGGAGAUCGAGCAAGAAUAAACUCAACCCUCGCCAACAUUUCAUCCUUCCGGGUGACCGAGCGCCAGUGCUUCUACGCUUCUUGCGAUCUACCCAACAGAAUAGAUGAAAACAUGUGGAACGAUUCUACCUCCGGAAGUCUUCGACUCAGAUUUGACGUUCUUCCUUCCGAGAGCUCAGCAUCACCAGAAAUAGUCAAUGCAACGCUGAUGCUGCAUUUAAAAGAAAGAGAUUUGCGCAACACGGAGAGGAUAUUAAUCAAAGUGUUGCAGUACCUCAAACCUCUGAGAAGAAGAAACAGAUCACGUGGACAACCAAACAGACGGAAUAGUAUCCGCCAGCGGAUACUGUGGACAUCACUAGUGGACUGGACCCCUGGGGCUUGGGUGUCCAUCCCUGUCCAGCAGGCAGCCAAUGAUUGGAUAGCUCUAAACAAGCGGAACCAUGGAUUUGAAGUCUUGGUUUUUGACGAGUUUGAUAACCCAAUCAAUACAAGUUCCGUAUUCUCUAGUAUAGAUUGCGAUCGACCAGCAGAGGUGGAUUGUAUGGAGAUAACUCAUUCACUACCUUUAUACAGAAGUGCGACACCGGUUCUACAGGUCUAUAAGACAGAAGCACCAUUUAGUGGCCAUAGACGGAAGCGGGAUGUUUAUAAAGAGGCCAUGUCAUUGAGACAACCCGAGAAAUCACGGCAGCGGAUUGCUGGAUUACAUUAAGAAGAAAAUUCAACAAAGGUUCCAGAGAGAAAAGUGAGGACACUACUCAUUACGAUUCGUGAUAAUGAUAAAGAGAAGAUAAUGCGAAGGUCAAGGACGAAUCUUUAUCAUGUAUCGAUAAAAAUAUCAAAAGAGCUUUUAAAUUAUUGAGAUGGCAGUUUCUUUGAUGUCUGCUAAAGUCUUUAUUGUCAAUAUAUAGGAUUAUAGAAGAUAACAUCCAAUACAUAUUAGGUUCUACAAGGAACCGUUUUUGAGGCAGCUAAAUUACAUUCAUGCCUAUGAUAUUGAUAUAUAUAUAUAUAUAUAGUUACAUUAAAUUGAUUAGCCCAAACGCAAA
Messenger RNA from Ostrea edulis (European flat oyster), 4704 nucleotides. RefSeq lists its product as uncharacterized. The record is from RefSeq and is a predicted model, not a curated record. Bases 3405 to 4367 code for a protein of 320 amino acids. The transcript has 7 exons. Lineage: Eukaryota; Metazoa; Mollusca; Bivalvia; Ostreida; Ostreidae.